Molecule: messenger RNA, 1563 nt
Organism: Argentina anserina (silverweed cinquefoil)
Lineage: Eukaryota; Viridiplantae; Streptophyta; Magnoliopsida; Rosales; Rosaceae
Product: transcription factor bHLH68
Exons: 9
Coding region: 140-1297 (385 amino acids)
Biological process (GO): regulation of transcription by RNA polymerase II
Cellular component (GO): nucleus
Molecular function (GO): DNA-binding transcription factor activity, RNA polymerase II-specific; RNA polymerase II cis-regulatory region sequence-specific DNA binding; protein dimerization activity
Source: RefSeq, a predicted model, not a curated record
GUACUUAACCAGUUAACCCAGUAUAGGUACCUCUCAAAGUUUCUACAAAGACUUAUUUUGGGAACUUCAGCAAAAUAAAAGAGAACCACACAAAGGGGGAAAGGAAGGAAAGGCCAAGCCAAGUUCAGAAGACAAAGGCAUGAAUAGAGGUCAUGUUUUGCAGAGCUCACCGGUGCAACAAAUGAUGGCGGCCGGAAACCCUAACUGGUGGAACAUCAAUAGCAUGAGGGCGCCAAUAACAACUAAUCAACCUUCCUCUUCACCUUUCUUGCCUCCUCCUCAUCACCCUAGUUUCUUCAUUCCGCAGUUUCAACCAACUAAUUCCUCUUCACUUCCCUUUAUUCCUUCUUGGCAUGACAACAACAAUCAGAACCAGAACCAGGAGCUUCCAGAGCCUUGGAGCCAACUCCUCCUCAGGGGUGGACUAGUCGGUGAAGAUGAUAAGGCAAACGGUCUGAGACAACUAAUCCAUCAAGCUAAGAAACUGGAGGGUUGGGAGGAGCAAAUAUUGAUUAGUCAAGCCCAUCCAAAUGAUCCUGCUAAUGUUGAUGUGAAGCAAGAAAACUCGCCACCAGGUAGCUUUGUGUACGGGCAUCAUGGUACUGGGAAUAAUAAUGAAGAUUUCCAGUCUGCAGCUUUGUGCUCUUUGUCUCAAAUUAUGCCAACCACUACUGCUGCCUCAGCCUCAUCUCCUAACUCGUCGUGUGUGACGAGUUUCGGUAGCAACAUGUUGGAUUUCUCUAACAAGUCGGAGGGGAGGCAUCCACCACAGAGCCGAUCCAGCUCCGAGUGUAACAGUAGUGCAACUGGUGGGGCAGUUAAGAAAGCUAGGGUUCAACCUUCUUCUUCAGCCCAACCUACCUUCAAGGUGAGAAAGGAGAAAUUAGGUGACAGAAUUACAGCUCUUCAUCAGCUUGUUUCCCCAUUUGGGAAGACUGACACAGCCUCUGUCUUGUUAGAGGCUAUUGGGUAUAUCAGAUUCCUUCAGAAUCAAAUUGAGGCCCUAAGCUUACCUUACUUGGGCAGUGGAUCACCAAACAUGCGCCGGCAGCAGCAACAGUCUGCAGUUCAUGGGGAGAGGAGCUGUAUGUUUCCCGAAGAUCCUGGCCAGCUGCUGAAUGAUAACUGCAUGAAGAUGAAAGGAGUUAGUACCGAGCAGGAUGCUUAUGAAGAGCCGAAGAAGGACCUGAGGAGUAGGGGUUUGUGUUUGGUUCCGGUUUCUUGUACCCUUCAAGUUGGGAGCGACAACGGAGCAGAUUAUUGGGCUCCGGCAGCUCUCGGCGGUGGUUUCCAGUAAUGUAAUGUGGAUGGGGGUGGCAUACGCAGCACACACGCAUGUAUACACAAAUGAGAUUGUUCGAAUGGAUGGAGCUUCAUGGAAAUCAGUUAAAUGAUAUAACAUCAUGAGCAGUCACUCUGCUAAAACCCCAAGGCUGAUUGCUCAUGAUGCUAUAACAAUAUCUAUCAAUUUUAUGCAUAUAUGCUUGUGUGCGAGCUAGCUUGCUUUUAAUUUGGGACUAGAAAGUUGUUAAACUCCCUAAUUAAUUAAGUUUUAAUUAUCUA